AUGCAGAAUGAGGAGGGUGACUCAGAUUGUGUAGAUUUUGAUGAUACAAAGAGUUUGAAUAGUGAUUGCGAUUCUGAAUUUGAAGAUUGUAACUUUCCAAAGCAUAACCUAAAAAUAGGUGCCUUUAAUCCUGAAUUAGAGCUGGGAAUGGUAUUUGAUAACAAAAAGGAAUUCAAGGAAGCCGUGGUUGAAAAUCAAGCCAAAAUAGGAAAGUCAAUUCGGUGGACCAAAGAUGACAGAGAAAGAGCUAGGGCCAAAUGCAGAACUAAUGCUUGUAAGUGGAGGAUAUUGGGAUCACUAAUGCAAAGGGAUAUAUCUACUUUUCAAAUCAAGACGUUUGUUUCCGAGCAUACUUGUUUUGGGUGGAACUAUAACAACAAAACCAUCAAUUCUAGUUGGAUUGCAAGGAAGUAUGUUGAUAGAGUUAAAUCAAAUAAGAACUGGAGAAUAUCAGAAUUCAGAGAUACAUUGAGUAGGGAAUUAAAGUUGCAUGUGAGUAUGCAUCAAGCAAGAAGGGCAAAGGAAAAAGCUAUUGCAAUGAUCGAUGGAGAUAUAAAUGAUCAGUUUGCUUGUAAAGCAGGAUUUAAGGCUGGUUGUCGAAAGAUUAUUGGGGUCGAUGGAUGUUGGCUGAAGAAUACUAUGUAUGGGGCACAAUUGCUAUCAGCUGUUACUUUGGAUGGAAAUAAUAACAUCUUUCCAAUAGCUUAUGCAAUAGUCGAGAAAGAAAAUAAGGAAAUAUGGCAAUGGUUCUUAACCUACUUGAUGAAUGAUCUUGAGAUUGAAGAGCAAUACUUGUGGACUUUUAUGUCAGAUAAGCAAAAAGGGCACAUUGAAGCUUUUGAUUUAGUGUUGCCUGGUGUUUCUCAUAGAUUUUGUGUGCGACAUUUGCAUAACAAUUUCAAGAGAGCUGGUUAUUCUGGAAUGGCUUUAAAAAAUGCUCUUUGGAAGGCAGCUUCAGCAACAACUAUUGACAGGUUUGAUGCUUGUAUGACUGAUUUGUUUGAAUUAGAUAAAGAUGCUUAUGCAUGGCUUUCUGCUAAAUUGCCUAGUGAAUGGUCAAGAUCACAUUUCUCGCCUCUUCCUAAAUGUGACAUUCUUUUGAACAACCAAUGUGAGGUUUUUAAUAAGUUUAUUCUUGAUGCAAGAGAUAAACCAAUUGUUAAACUUUUGGAGACCAUUAGGCACUUACUCAUGACAAGAAUUAAUUCUAAUAGGGAGAAAGCUGAAAAAUGGAACUUGAAUGAUAUUUGUCCUACUAUUAAGAAGAAGUUAGCCAAAACUAUGAAGAAAGCUGCUAAUUAUAUUCCCCAAAGGUCGAACAUGUGGAACUAUGAGGUAAUUGGGCCGGUCGAAGGUGAUAAUUGGGCUGUUGACUUAUAUAACAGAACCUGUAGUUGUAGGCAAUGGGAAUUAUCAGGAGUUCCUUCUUCAAUAUUGCCCAUGAAUGGCCCUGAUUUAUGGCCUAAGUCACUGAAUCCUCCACCAUUUCCACCGUCUUACUUGAAUAAUAAGAAGAAAGGAAAGAAACAAAAAUUAAGAAGGAAAGAAGAUGAUGAGCCAGGGGCUAGCAGGAUGAAGUUAAAACGGAAACAAAAAUCAGUUGAUUGUAGAAAAUGUGGUAAACCUGGCCACAACAGUAGAACUUGCAGUUUCUCCUCAGAUGACAUUGAAAUUCAUCCGUCGAACUACCUUUGUAGUUUGGACUCCAUCAUGGUCGAGGAAGCAUCAAGUUGCCAAAAUGUUGAAAGGCUACCUGUUAGAAGAGGUACAUCUCAAGCCAGCCAACAACGUCAGAGCUUUCCAUUUUCUCUAUGA
This is a messenger RNA of Solanum verrucosum, 1815 nucleotides long. RefSeq lists its product as uncharacterized. The record is from RefSeq and is a predicted model, not a curated record. Lineage: Eukaryota; Viridiplantae; Streptophyta; Magnoliopsida; Solanales; Solanaceae. Bases 1 to 1815 code for a protein of 604 amino acids. The transcript has 4 exons. Gene Ontology annotation, molecular function: nucleic acid binding; zinc ion binding.